This is a messenger RNA of Austrofundulus limnaeus, 2124 nucleotides long. RefSeq names its product extracellular calcium-sensing receptor-like. Lineage: Eukaryota; Metazoa; Chordata; Actinopteri; Cyprinodontiformes; Rivulidae. Gene Ontology annotation, cellular component: plasma membrane. Gene Ontology annotation, biological process: G protein-coupled receptor signaling pathway. The record is from RefSeq and is a predicted model, not a curated record. The transcript is spliced from 8 exons. Bases 16 to 2124 code for a protein of 702 amino acids. Gene Ontology annotation, molecular function: G protein-coupled receptor activity.
CGCUUUGCUCGUGCAAUGAUCUUUGCUAUUGAGGAGAUAAACAACAGCACAGAGCUGUUGCCAGGUAUUAAACUUGGAUAUCAGAUCUAUGACUCAUGUGCUUCAGUGACUGUGGCCAUGGAUGCAGCAUUUCAACUUUCAAAUGGUCAGGACCCUUUGGUUUACGAAGGCAGCAAUUGUUCCCAAUCUGGUGUGGUGAUGGCUGUUGUUGGAGAAUCUGGAUCAUCACAGUCCAUCAGCAUGUCACACAUAAUUGGGCCUUUUAACAUCCCACAGGUGAGCCACUUUUCCACAUGUGCCUGCCUAUCAGAUAAGCAGCAGCACCCAACUUUUUUCAGGACAAUUCCCAGUGACCAAUAUCAAGCUGUUGCUCUAGCCAAGCUGGUAAAACACUUUGGUUGGACUUGGAUUGGGAUUGUCCGCUCAGAUUCAGAUUAUGGAAACUAUGCUGUGGCAUCUUUUCUUGCUGCAGCACAGAAUGAGGAGAUUUGUGUGGAAUAUUCUGAAGCUUUCUAUCGGACUGACCCAUAUCCUAAAAUUCAGAAAGUGGCUAAUGUUGUCCGCAGGUCAACAUCAACAGUUGUUGUGGUUUUUGCGGCUCCGGGGGACAUGAAGGCGCUCUUAGAGGAACUGGCUCGGGAAACUCCACCAUCUCGUCAGUGGAUAGGAAGUGAGGCAUGGAUAACUGACCCACUCUUGGUGAGCUUCACUUUCUGUGCUGGGGCUAUUGGACUUGGCAUUCAGCGAUCUGUCAUACCAGGACUAAGAGAAUUUCUGCUGGAUCUCCCUCCAAAUAAAGUAGCUGCCUCCGCAGUGCUUACUGAAUUAUGGGAGGAAGCGUUCAGCUGCAAACUGACACAAACUGAUAAUCCAAGCAAAAAAGUUUGUGAUGGAACUGAAGACAUAAAUAAACUCCAAAACCCGUACACUGACACGUCCCAAUUAAGAAUUACUAACAAUGUGUACAAGGCUGUUUAUGCAAUAGCUCGUGCCAUUCACAAUGCAGUGUGUCAGAAUAAGAAUCUCACCACUCAGUGUGACAGAAAUAUCAGACUGGAGUCCAAACAGGUGUUAUCUAAACUAAAAACAGUCAACUUCUCUCAAAAUGGUUAUCCUGUGUCAUUUGAUGCUAAUGGAGAUCCUGUAUCUUUUUAUGAGCUGGUCAACUGGCAGAAAAGUGAGAGUGGAAAUAUUGAGCUGGUAACAGCAGGAUACUAUGAUGCAUCACUGCCUAAAGGACAGGAGUUUCAUGUCAAUAGGAACAUAACCUGGGUAAAAGGUGGAACAAAGGUACCAGCGUCGUUGUGCACUAAGAGUUGUCUUCCAGGAACUCAUAAAGUGUUGCAGAAAGGAAAACCUAUCUGCUGCUAUGACUGUAUACCAUGUCCUGAAGGAGAGAUCAGUAAUAAAACAGAUUCUCCGGACUGUCUCCCAUGUGCCAGUGAAUUCUGGCCUAAUGCAGAAAAAAAUGCAUGUUUCCUCAAACCAGUAGAAUUUUUGUCCUUCGAUGAAAUCUUUGCAAAGAUCCUGGCUGCAUUUUCUGUUUUUGGAGCUUCUCUGUCCAUCAUAACAGCAGUUAUUUUCUUUUAUCAUCGAACAACUCCUAUUGUCAGAGCCAACAACUCUGAGCUGAGCUUCUUGUUGCUCUUCUCUCUGACUCUGUGUUUCUUAUGUUCAUUAACUUUCAUYGGAGCUCCCUCUGAGUGGUCCUGCAUGCUGAGACACACAGUGUUUGGUAUCACCUUUGUUCUCUGUAUCUCCUGUGUUCUUGGCAAAACUGUAGUGGUUUUAAUGGCCUUUAAAGCUACACUUCCAGGUAGUAAUGUCAUGAAAUGGUUUGGGCCUCCACAACAAAGGAUGACUGUUGUGUUUUUCACAUUCAUUCAAGUUUUAAUUUGUACUAUUUGGUUGUUGCUUAGACCACCUUUCCCAUUGAAAAAUCUAACCACAUACAAGGGGAAGAUCAUCCUGGAAUGUGCAUUAGGCUCUGCUGUUGGCUUCUGGGCUGUGCUCGGCUACAUUGGCCUGCUGGCUGUUUUUUGCUUUGUGUUAGCUGUUCUAGCUCGGAAACUACCUGAUAAUUUUAAUGAAGCCAAGCUGAUAACCUUCAAAAAGGAACUCUGA